GGGGUCCACCAUGACCUGGAUGGCUGAGAAUCUCCUAGCAGCUUCCUGACAGUGGGAAGUGCACUCUGCUCAUGCUCCAGAGCUGUGGGGCCCUGUGCGGGUGGCACCUGCUGCCAGCCGGUGCCCAGUUGCUCCUGGCACAGCAGGCGCCCUCCCUCUGCCCUCUUUGCUGCCCUCCAGACCUGCUGACCGAGGAGCCCCGUCCCGGGCUCAGGCCCGUCCGGCGCUUGGAGGGGGGCCGCCUACUGACCCAGGCCGUCCGACUGAACAACAACACCCUCAACGACCUGACCGAUUUCCCAGACAUUAUGGAGAAGCUGCUGGAGUAUCCCCUGGACAUCUACUGGAUCGACCUCUCCUUCAACGACCUGCCCAACAUCGACCCAGUGCUGACCACCUUCUACAACCUCCGGAACCUGAACCUUCAUGGCAACAGCAUCCAGCAUCUCUCCGAAGUGGACAAGCUGGCCGUGUUGCCUCACCUGCGCAACCUGACCCUGCACGGAAACCCCAUCGAAGAGGAGAAGGGCUACAGGAGUUACGUCCUGUCCACCUUGCCCCAGCUGAAGAACUUCGACUUCAGCGGCGUCACCAAACUGGACCGCAGCACCGCAGCCGUCUGGAGGCGCAUGAACAUCAAGCCGAAGGCCAUCCGGAAGAAACGGGAGCGCUACUGAUGGGGACGGCCGCCUUCCUGAGGAAUAAAGCUUUAG
Messenger RNA from Notechis scutatus (mainland tiger snake), 713 nucleotides. The record is from RefSeq and is a predicted model, not a curated record. Lineage: Eukaryota; Metazoa; Chordata; Lepidosauria; Squamata; Elapidae.